UCCUAUGGCGCGAAGACGAGCACCUACCUAUACGCUCUCUCACUUUAAAUACUGUUACAUACGGUUUUGCGUCAGCGAGCUGGCUAGCGGCUCGUUGUUUGUGGCAGCUAGGGGCUGAGAGCAAGGAUCCUUUGGUUAGGACCAUUAUACAAAAUGAUUUUUACUGUGAUGACUUAUUAACUGGUGCAGACUCUGAAUCAGAGCUGCUUCAAAUACAGGCUGGCGUAUCACAGGUUUUAGCCUCUGGUUGCUUUAAUUUGCGUAAAUACCGUUCGAAUUCAAACGCGUUAUUAAAGUCGGAGUACAUUAAUCAAGAUGAUCAUCUAGCUUUGAGUCAAGCUUGUCAAACACUUGGACUAGGGUGGCAACCCAGCCAAGAUAUAUUAAAUUUUUCAAUUAAAAAUGAUCAAUCUGAUGAAACAGUUACAAAGAGAACAAUUUUGUCUAAAACAUUUCAAGUAUUUGAUCCCUUAGGGCUAUUAAGCCUAUGCACAGUCAAACCUAAAAUAUUGAUUCAAACUUUGUGGAAAGAAGGCAAAUCUUGGGACGAGCCAGUUUCUCCUGAAAUACAGCGAAGCUGGUCCCGAUUUAUUAAAAAUUUGAAUCACAUUAAAGCACUUAGUAUACCUAGAUAUGUAUUGUGUGAGUCACCUUCCACAAUAGAGCUACAUUGCUUUUCUGACGCAGCAGAGACUGCAUACGCAGCAUGCAUUUAUGUAAAAACUAUUUCUGACUCGGGUGAACAACAAGUCCACCUGCUGUGUGCGCGGGACAGAAUAGCUCCAAUCCGGCGUACAAGUAUACCGCGUCUGGAAUUGGCCGGGUGCUUGUUAGCAGCACAAACGUAUGCAGCCGUUGUAAAGGCCUGGAGACGUCCUGUCUCGCGCACUAUAUUCUGGACUGACUCUAGCUGCUGCCUGGCUUGGCUAAAGACAGACAGAUCCAAACUUAAAACUUUUGUAGCAAACCGAGUAGCCGCUAUAGACAGUCUCACUCCCGGAGCUACCUGGAGACAUGUACCUACAAAAGAAAAUCCAAGCGAUCUUGCAACACGUGGUGUAGAUCCACAGCAUGUCUCUGGAAACGCUCUGUGGUGGGGGGGCCCCGAGUUUCUAUUAAAGCCUGAAAAUGAGUGGCCAAAGCUAAAGUCUGUAGAACCGGAGGUCUUGCCUGAAAUCAAGGUAACGUCUAUGCUUACAAGCACAGGCGACGAACCAUCUGUCAUAGAUUUUAAUAGAUUUUCAAAAUAUAAAAGGAUACAACAUACUAUGGCUUAUGUGCUCCGUUUCAUAAAUAACUGUAAGCCUAGCAUGCCUAAACUAACCGGCUCACUAUCGCCACAAGAGCUUACAGACUCUUUACAUACUUUAGUUAAAAUUGCACAAAAGCAGUCAUUUGCUUCCGAGCUUGAAACGAUGCGCAUGGGUCACAGGUUGAGUCGUAGAUCACACAUUAUAACACUAAACCCAUUUAUGGACUCACAAGGUCUCUUGAGAGUCGGGGGAAGGCUAGAUGCUUCAGAUUGUAGUUACGAACAGAAGCAUCCCAUGUUAUUACGUGCUAAACACACACUAACCAAACUCAUCUUUACACAUGAACACAUACGUCUCCUACAUGCAGGACCACAGCUAUUGCUAUGCUCAGUACGGGACUUGAUAUGGCCGGUUGGGGGCAGAAACCUAGCAAGGAGCACGGCCCACAAUUGUGUCACUUGUAAAAGAAUCGCUGGCCAAACUUUAAAAAAUAUAAUGGGCAAUUUACCAGCGCAACGCAUAAAGGCUGAUUUUCCAUUCACGUCAACAGCUGUAGACUUAGUCGGUCCUUAUUUAAUAACUGAUCGCCGUGGACGUGGAUGUAAGAUCACUAAAUGUUAUAUGUGUCUAUUUAUAUGCUUAAGAUAUAAAUGUGUUCAUUUGGAAGCUGUUAGCGACUUGUCUAAGGACGCAUUUGUGCUGGCACUCCGCAGAUUUAUCGCCAGGCGCGGCAAACCUGCGGAGCUGUUUUGUGAUAAUGGUAGAAACUUUGUAGCUGCAGCCAAAGAAAUAAAUGAUUUUUUUAAGCUACAUGAAAACAAUAUAUCUAAUUUUGCAGCUGGUCAGGGUAUAAGAUUUAAAUUCGCGCCAGCUUACGCCCCUAACUUUAAUGGCUACGCAGAGGCAGGUAUUAAAAGCGCCAAAUUUCAUCUCAAACGAGUUUUGGGCAACACACACCUUACCUUUGAGGAACUUUCGUCUCUCUUUAGCCAAGUGGAGGCAAUUUUGAACAGUAGGCCUCUCUGUCCACUCUCCCCCUCCCCUAAUGACUUUUACCCCCUUACUCCCGGGCACUUUCUCAUUUUUAGGCCGCUCACGUCGCUGCCGGCUCCGCCACUGCAAGACCGGAACCCAAACCGCCUGGACCGCUACCUGAGGCUAGAGCAGCUGCGGCAACACUUCUGGAAGCGCUGGUCGGCCGAGUACGUGUCCCUACAGCAACAGCGAUACAAGUGGCGCGAGAGGCAACGCGAUCUACAGCUCGGAGAGCUCGUACUAGUCAAGGAGGAAGGCUUGCCGCCUUUGCUAUGGCGCAUGGGCAGAGUCGUCAAGCUGUAUAAUGGAAAGGAUGGCGUGCCGCGCGUAGCAGACAUCAAUACAGCUAGGGGAAUAGUCAAGCGAGCACUCAACCGAAUAUGCCCGCUGCCUGUCCAACAGGGAGAGUCCUGAAAGAGAGUCUUUCAGCGCCCCGGAGUAUGUUAGCGCUGUGGCAACACCGCUAGCAG
Cydia strobilella is the source of this 2758-nucleotide messenger RNA. RefSeq lists its product as uncharacterized. The coding region runs from base 1191 to 2702 and encodes 503 amino acids. Lineage: Eukaryota; Metazoa; Arthropoda; Insecta; Lepidoptera; Tortricidae. The transcript has a single exon. Gene Ontology annotation, molecular function: nucleic acid binding. Gene Ontology annotation, biological process: DNA integration. The record is from RefSeq and is a predicted model, not a curated record.